AAGUGGAGAACAUCACUGCAUAGUUCGAACUAUUUAAAAUGUAGAAAAGCCUUUCAAAAGUCUACUAAUAUAUUGUAAAACGCUAAAGGACUUAAUAAAUAAUAAGUGGACAAUAAAGUAGAAAUAUCACACGUAUUCUGAGUCGCUUUGCUACAAUAAGAUCUUUAUGUCACCAUAGGAAAGAUGAAUGAACGAAUUAGCUGUUUAAACGUAAAUUAUAAUUACCAUCAAAAGAGGUCAAUUAAUUAAAACAGCUACAUUAGUGCUUAGUGAUAUUUGCAGUAAUUAUAUAAUAGCAUAAGGAAUUAAGUUUUGAUACAUUUGAGAUAAAUUAUACGAGACGAAGAUGACGGUCGAUUUCAACGAUUAUUUUUGGGGGGAGAAGAACAAUGGGUUUGAUGUACUCUACCACAAUAUGAAAUUUGGUUGGGUGGCGAGCAAAGAGCUUUCUGAGUUCUUUCGCGAAAAGUCCAAUAUUGAAGAACAGAACUCGAAAUUAAUGGCUAAGUUGGCACACAAAGCCAGUACAGGUACACUGAACAGCACAUUUGCCCCCGUCUGGACUAUACUACGCACUUCAGCCGAGAAGCUAUCCACACUACAUCUGCAAAUGGUGCAAAAGCUGACGGAGCUUGUGAAGGAUGUCGCUAAGUAUGCCGAUGAAUUGCAUAAAAAACACAAAACCGUUAAGGAGGAAGAAUCACAUACCUUGGAAUCUGUGCAAGCGAUGCAGACAUCAACAGCUGCUGUUCAAAAGCUACGUGACCUUUACGCGAGCAAAGUGCUGGAAUUGGAAAAGUUACGCAAGGACAAUGCCUCACAGAAGGACAUCGAAAAAGUCGAAGCAAAAUUGCGUAAACUACAAGAUGAAUAUAAAGCGCUACUCGAUAAGCAUAAUCCGAUCAAGAAUGACUUCGAGCGGCGCAUGACACAGACUUGCAAGCGUUUUCAAGACAUUGAAGAAGUUCAUUUGCGUCAAAUGAAGGAGUUCUUAUCCACAUUUUUGGAGAUGUUGCAAAAUAAUCAUGACAUGGUUGGACAGGUGCAUUCGGAUUUUAAGCGUCAAUUUAAUGAUAUGACCGUUGAUAAACUUUUAGAGCAAUUUGUGCUAAACAAGUACACUGGCUUGGAGAAACCAGAAGUUCCCGAACUCGAAAUCAUUCCACUCUCUAUACAACAGCAGUCCGUCUCAGCUACGCGCUUAAAUCAUCCAGGCGGUACUGCUGCGGCUGCUUCUAAUUCGAAUUCAGCCACAAGCAUACAAGGUGCCAUAUCACGUAUUACUAGCGGUAGCAUAUCAAUGGAUCAACGUGGCAGUGUUGGUGUCGAGGCCGGUUCUUUAGGCAGUGGUGCUGGCGGUAUUGGUGCAGUGGGUGGUAGUGGUAGUGGCAGUAAUAGCCUAAUAAACGCUGAUGACAACAUUUUGGGCAUGCAGACAUCACCACGCGCAACAUCACCAAUUUUAUUGAAUACCGCCGCUGAUGUUAUAUCAGGUACUAGCGUAAGCACUACACCAGCAGCAGUGCUGACAAACACAUCGGCGAACACUUCCACAGUGCGCAGCAAUUUCCUAAAUUGGUUUUCUUCAAGCAUUCCAAGCAGCAAGCAACAACCAGCAAACUCCAACGCUGGAGCUACUGCUGCAGCAACAACCGCUAAUAGCGGUGGUGGGAAUUUCGGUACGGAUAGCAUUGGUACUACCCACACCGGCACAGCCAUCAUGAAAAAUUCCCUAAACUCAGAGCUUCAGUCACUGCAGGAUAAUAAUAAUCAAGAUCACACAUUAGUCGAGCCGCAUCUGCAACAACGCGCAUCUUCACCAACGCCGACAGGCAGCAGUUCAGCAAUGAAUCGAAAUUACACAGAACCGCUUUCUACAUCACUCAAUGAACGUUCUAACCAUAUGCAUAGUAAUCCGCAUUCAGCGUCCAUGAGUGGGGCUUCUGUAUCAGCAACUAGUGCGGGUGCGUCUGUGGGAAACUCACGCCGCACAACCUCGCUUUUGAAUAUUUUCACAUCAAAUUCUCAGGUAUCUGGUAUUUUGCGUAGCCGUCGAGAUAAAGCGAAAACUAAAAAGUCUAAAAAGAAGAAAGAUGGCGAAGCGGCAGAUAACAUACAAGAAGAGCAACAGGGAAGUGUGGAUCGCGGCAACAUCUCCUAUGAUACUGACGAUAUCAAUAGAAUGAAAACACAAAAUUCCAGCGGCAGCAGUGCCGGAGGAUUGGGUUUAUCAUCUGCUUCAGCACCGGGCAGCGUGGACUCAUCGGGCGGUGGUGCCGGUGCUCUUGGCGUAAAUAUAUCGGAAAAUAUUGGAAGUAGCUCGGCAGGCAAUGCUAUUAACGCAACAAAUAAUACAAACAAAAAUAGCAGUGCUUCUGGAAAUGGCACAGCUAGUGGUGGUGCAGGAGGCAUUAAAGCAUACGGCGCUAAUGAGGUUGACGAAGAUGGAUACAGCAUGCAGCCGCCCAAAGAAAUUGCCUGGGACGAAAAUCACGAUAAAACUGGAAGUUUCUACUCUGAUUCCGACUCAGAUUCAGACAACGAUAAGCCAGAAAGACGCAUACAUGUGAAGAUUAAGCCACUGAACAAUGGCCAAGCGCCAAUGUCCGCAAGUGUAGAUGAGUUGCGCGCUACUGUAGAGAAUAUAUCAUUGUCGCCCACCAGCGUAUUUUCGACUUUUAAUCAACAACACAGCAAUCAGCAAUUGCAGCAAUCUCGUAUCGCUUCGCGUCAGCAAUCGCCUGAGAUAUCCAAUGCGUCUACACCAACCGCCACGGUGCAUCCAUAUGCACCACUACAAAGUCCUACACUCUCCAUGUCGAAUAACUCGAGAUACGCUGACUUAGGCGAUAUAUUUUCUGAGUUGGGUGAUGUAAGUGCCUCUGCGCCCGCUUCCGCCACACUUUCGAAAUCAAAUAGCCGGCAAAUACCCACACCAACAUCCGCUAACAGUAUUGCAAUACCAAGACCACCUUCACGUCGCUCCGAAAUGGUAAUGGCGCCUUCAGUAGCAGUGGCUCGUGGGCGCAUUAGUCCAUCUCCAGCAAUGAAUCGCGCAGACAGUGUUGGCAGUUUAGAAUUCCGCACUGCUAUCGGUGGUAUAGGGUCAUCGCGUGGUCCAUCGCCGCUCACCAUUGGCAUUUCAGACACGAUUCCAUUAGCGGUGGCAUUCCAUGAAAUUAUACACGCAUACUUUAGGGGUAGCGAUGAAUCGCGCUGUCAGGUGAAAAUCUCUGGCGAUAUGAUGUUAUCCUUUCCAGCUGGGAUUGUAGGCCUUCUAGCGAAUAAUCCUAAUCCAGCGAAACUCGGCUUUCGUAUCAAGAAUGUUCAAAAUUUGGAAAAUUUACUACCAAAUUCAAAAUUAGUGCAAAUCGAUCGUAAUCAAUCGAGCACCUUUAGUACAUUAUUGGAAUUCAAUAUGCCUGCUUUGACUGCAUUGUUGCGCCACCAAGCCGAGCAUAAUCCCAACGCGUCAUACUUUAAUGUGGAUAUAUUGAAAUACCAAGUGCGCUCUAAGCCUGGUGCGUCAUCGUGUCCUUUCCAGUUGGUUUCUUAUUGGAAGUGUGAACCUACGUUUACGGCGCUCAAAAUUGAUUACAAAUACAAUAACCAUGCAAUGGCAAACGCAUCACCACUACUGAAUGUCACACUCUCGGUGCCGGUGAACGGUUUGGUUCGUAACGUGCAAUCGAAACCACAUUCUGCGUGGCUAGGUGAAUCAAACCGUUUGGUUUGGAAUUUCACAGAUAUCUCCCAAAAUUCACAGGAUGGCGGGGUCGGUACGCUGCGUGCCCGUCUUGAACUUAACGAUGGUCCAUCCAUUCCAGCCUUAUUGACCACACAAUUCAAUUGUGAGGGCACUACAUUAUCGGGCAUAGAGUUCGAACUGCAAGGCAGCGGUUAUCGACUGUCUUUGGUGAAGCGUCGUUUUGUUUCGGGAAAAUACGUAUGCGAGGGCGAUGGCGUUCGCAGUGGUACCACUCCAACGCCACCGUCUGUGGGAUCGUCUAGUCCAUUUUCAGCGAAAUCAAAUUAGUUCCAAACUAUUUAAAAUACUAAAAAGAACCAAUAACAAUAUUAGCAGUAGCAAAUGUGUUACAAAUACUAUGCAAAGUCCAAUAAAAUGUGAAUUUAAAUAUCAACAACUAUUCAAGAAUAUAACGACAAAACGUAUUCUUGUAAUUUAUAGUAUAUACAGCUAAAUUUACAUAGUCACACAUUUAAACGCGCUGAGAGUUUCCUGCAUGUGUGCAAGUAGAAAAAUAGGCUCGUGAAUUAGUAAAAAUUUGUGAAUAAAAACUUGAGACAGAGACCCGAAAAUGUCAACACAUUAUUUAUAAGUUAUAUUGAAAAAUAAUGACUAAGGAAUUUAUUAAUAUGCUUUGCUAAUUGUUGUGUGUGGACGAAUGCAGGAUGCCAAGAAGCAAUUGUGGUGAAAUAUCGAAUCUAAAGAACAAAAAUUAGCCUUGCUUGUUGUUUUCUUUUUUGAUUAUGCAAACAUUUGUGUAAGUUCAUUAUUAGAGAUGUAUGUCUAAGUUUGUACCGAGUAUAUUGUGUCGAAAACAAAUGAAAUCGGUUUUUGAAUUGGUAUUUCAUUUUCAAUAGUAUUCUAUUAAUAUUACGAAAAAUAUAUAUGAGUCUAUUGUAUAUCUAACUGGAGAACAUUGUACUUUUAUGUAUUGUAUUGUUAAAACCUUAUUAUUAAAGUGUUUAUGUAGAUUUUAUAAAUGUAUACAUGCAUAAACAUUUGUACAUGCUAAUAUUACUGUAGAACACUAAGUGUUGAUUUUAUGUUUAUUUUUUAAUAGAAAGGAAAUAAAAUAAUAAAACUUCAACAGGAAGCUAAAAUUAUAUGUAAAUUGUGAAGAACUUAUAU
This is a messenger RNA of Bactrocera latifrons, 4876 nucleotides long. RefSeq names its product F-BAR domain only protein 2. NCBI's taxonomy places the organism in Eukaryota, Metazoa, Arthropoda, Insecta, Diptera, Tephritidae. The transcript has 16 exons. Gene Ontology annotation, biological process: clathrin-dependent endocytosis; clathrin coat assembly. The record is from RefSeq and is a predicted model, not a curated record. Bases 347 to 4036 code for a protein of 1229 amino acids. Gene Ontology annotation, cellular component: clathrin-coated pit; clathrin-coated vesicle; plasma membrane.